UCAGGUCUGCUGGGUGUGAUGAAGACCUCUGGAGGGUUUUUAAUUAGAAACAGAGGCGGUCCAUCACUCCUCCUGGGAAUCCUGCUGGUGCCGUUCCCUGACAGAGCUGGACCUACGGACUGGUGAGCCUGGUCCAGCACUGAGAACAUGCUGAUGGAGCCAGGAGGAAGGCAGUCCACAGUACCACCUGCUGACCACGGCACACACAGCAGCUCCUCUCAGCGAGUCGUCCCCACCAAGAGACGCUAACUAUAAAAAAUUAUGCUGCAGAGAUGGAGAGAGCGGAGGAGGAGAGCUGGGGGCUUCAUUUUCAGCAUGCAUGUGUGAGGAGAGGAGAGGAGAGGAGAGGAGAGGAGAGGAGAGGAGAGGAGUGUGUUAUUUCCAGCUGAGGAUCAGUGGGAGGAAGCUUUCUAUCCUGCUGGGGGAGGAGGAGGAGGAGGAAGAGGAGGAGGAGAAGAGCUCCGAGUCAGAGCAUCGUUUCAGAAACACCAACAGAAGGAGGUUUGUCAGAGGGAGGAGCCGACAGAGAGGCAAGCAGAAGGAGGGAGGAGGAGAUGGAGAGAGGAGGAGGCAUUUCCAGAGACAUCUGAGCAGCAGGAGAACCGGGGAGGAGAACCAUGAGGCAGCAGCAGCAUCAGUGAGGUGGCAGUGGGCGGGGCCUAACCCGCUCAGCCACCAUCUGAUUGGUGGCCUGUGAUGAUCGCCACAGGCGGCCUGCUGAGGAUCAACGCGCGGCGACAGGACUCCCUGAGGUCCAAAGCACACAGACCACAUCCACACAAGAAAAAGAACAAGAACAAAAGACGCAGCGAGGUGGUGGUGGUGAAAGGGAAGCUGAAGCUGUGCUCCGUCCCAGGUCUGGUCGCUGUCCUGGGGAUUUUGGUCCUGCUGGUGGGGGUACUGAUGGCAGCUCUGGGCUACUGGCCUCGUGAUGGACUGUUCUUCAGCUCUCAGCCACAGGAGGGCGCCGCUAUGGCCCUAAUGUCCUUCAGCAGUCCAACACCUGCCCUUGGCUGGAGUCCAGGAGGAAACCAGGUGGGAGGAGCCGGAUCGAGGGCACAAAAUCAGUGUUGGAAGAGAUGGAGGAGAAGAGGAAAAUGGCUUCAACCAAACAGAAGUCACCAAUGGGACCACCCAACAUCUUCCACGAGGAUUUCUAGAAGAUUUCUUGGACAGGUAUCUCUACUCUGAUCGUUUGAAGGUCUUUGGCCCGCUCAUCAUGGGGAUUGGGAUAUUCCUCUUUAUCUGUGCCAAUGCUGUCUUGCAUGAGAACCGCGAUAAGAAGACGAAGGUCAUCAACCUGCGGGACAUCUACUCUACAGUCAUUGACCUCCAUAGUGUACGAAAGCCCCACCCUUCUUCUGGCUCCACCCACCAACCAUCAGCCAAUCCGCUCAAUGGCAUCAUUAACUAUGUCCAGUCACGGAGUCUGGAGUCAAAGUCCCGGGCAUGCCCCGCGGCCUUGCUGUCGUCAAGGCCGCCCCCCAGCAGCAGAGGAUCCAGUGAUGAAGGGGGAGGUCCAGUCUUUAGUAUCUAUCAGCAGCAGCCACAUGCAUCUCCUCCCUCCUCCUCUGAUGGACACUCUCUGCCACAAACCUACAAUCCCUGCUGGACCUCCCACCACAAGGAGGUGCUCAGCUCCUUCACAUUACCCCGGCCUCGUCAGCGGUCCCCUGGCCCUCGCAGGAGACACUCCUUCUGGGCCGGGAACAGCCGGGAAGAAGAGGACCAGAAGAAGAAACAGAUGCAACCACCGCCUCUGUGUGCCUCUACUCCUCCACCUCACGGAGGCUCUGAGGCUUUGCUCCUCCUCUCCACUUCCUCCCUCUCUUCUCUGUCCCACCUACUUUCCUCCUCUUCCUCCACACCAGUCCCGCCCUGUAGAAGGCGGAGCCUCCCAACCGCACCAUUCAACACAGCCUACAGCGAACUAACUCAAGGAGGUAACGAGUCAUCUGAGUGUUCUUCAUCACAUAAGGUGACCCCAGAGGGCCGGGCUCAACACUCACAAAAAGCUGCACACAGAGACGGAGAACCAGCAAAGAGAACCUGAAGUCACCCUGUGGGGGGAGGAGGAAAACAUGGAAGGUCUACAGUCCAACUGAUGAAGCUCAUGAUGACAAACCGUAGCAAUAAUGAGUCUUCCACCUGAGACACGCCACAACAUGAGUCCUCCUCUGGUUCAGCACAAAAGUGUUAAGGGUGGAGGCAGGCUCUACUGCUCAGCACAAACAUUUGCUUAGUUUUAAUGUUUGUACUCACGAUGGGCUGAUUAACCCAACCUAGCCCCAUCCUGUUCAAUUAAACCCAACCCAGACUGACCCUUACUGACCCGUUCAGGGAGCACUGGCAGAUUAUCAUAUCCUUGUUUGCCUGUAAGUAAUGCUCACUAACCCAGACUGAACAAACUAAAGCAGACUUCCCCAACUAGUAAAAUAAAAAAUAAAAAAAACCUUGUUUGAUCAAGCAUUGACUCAAAACUAAUAUAGACUAACCCUAAGUAAUGUAAUUCAGACUAAUUACUCAUUUAACCAGCCCAAAAUGACUGUAACCAAUCCAUUCAGUAGAUCACAAAUUAUCAUAUCAUGUUUACCUGUAAGUGGCCCUUACUGAUCCUGAGUAAUCCAACAAACCAGGUUACCUCAACUAAUCAAAUGUUAACCAGUUCAACAAACCCUGAUUGAGUUAACCCUGACUACUCUAAUCUAGACUAACCAUUAACUAAUCUAACCAACCCAGGCUGACUCUACCCAACCCACUCAGGAGACCACAAAUUCUCAUCAUGUCACAGUUUACCUGAAAGUAUCCCCAAAUAAUCCAAACUAAUCAAACUAACCCAGAUGAUCCUGAUUUAUCAGAUGUGAACUAACUCAACUUUACUUAAUUAAUGUUACAUUACCUAAAGUACCUAAUAGUGAUUAACCCUAACUAAUCUAACCCUAAACCAGUCCUAACCAGUCUAACCAAGACUAAUUAACUAAUCUAAGAUAGACUAAUUUUAACUGAUCUAACUAACCCACUCAUACUAACCUAGAUUAACCCUUGCUAAUCUAACCCUAGACAAAUUCGUACCAUUAUAACCCAGACUAACUAAUUAAACCUAGACCUGUCCUAACCAGUUUAACCCAGACUAACUAAUCUAGACUAAUCUUAAAUGAUCUAUUUCACUCACUCACCUAGAUGAAUCUUUAUAAAUAUAAUCUAGACCAGUCAUAACCAGUCUAACUAACCCAGACUAACUAAUCUAACAUACGCUAAUUUUAACCAAUCUAACAAACCCACUCGCACUAAUCUAGAUUAAUCCUUACUAAUCUAACCUAGACCAGGGCUACCCAGUCUAACUAACCCAGACUAACUAAUCUAACUAACUGAACUGAUCCAAUGAUUGGUUGAUCAAGGCUGCAGGUGAGGACAGGUUUUGAUCCAACUGUUUUACCUUCAGGGUUUUAUUCGUCCUCAAGCUGACCAUGUGUUCUGCUUUAACCAAUCAGGAUCACCGACAUCUCACAGCUGUCAUGGCAACCACAUCGGUCACUGGUUAGGAUGUUCAGGCUUAUUGGUGCACAUUCUUCAGCCGGGCAGCACAGAGGAGAACUUAUCAUGACUUUGUUGCUUUAACCAACCCAUCCAGUGAGGCGGGUUGGGUUACCUGGACAAUCCUGACUAUGGGUAGCGAACUCACCUGGAUAGACACCACAGGGACUAAUGUCCACAGAUGUGUCUGGAUUACUACGUCCUGUGGUGGCUUCUGCUGCAUCUUCUCUCUGAUUUCAGCCUUUCUGCAGGUCAGCGGCAGAGACAUCCCUCGGAUGGUUCUUCUACGUUUGGGUUCUGAUUUCUUUAACUGCUGUUGUUGCAAUAACAGCAGACAGGUUUCCAUCUUUAAUGAUUGCAGUGCAUGUUCUUUCUACCUUCAGUAUCUUCACACUUUUAUGUUGGAACGAAGGUUCUGUAAUGUUUGUAGAACGGAUAUUUCAGGGACUAAUUUUCAUGGUGGAUGUGGAAGUCUCUGCUGGGUUGGACCUGGAUGCCUGGACAGACUGUCCAUCCUGACUGCAGGAAAUCAUGGAGGGCAUGUUGUUGUUUUUACUGCAUGUUCAUGAAGCUCCUCCGUCUGAGCUGAGGAUCACAUGACUUACUUUGAUGAUCACAUCCGACAUCUUUUUUACGAGUUGAGUUAUUCCUCAGAACUGAAUCACGUUCUCCUCUAGAAUGCAGCUCCACAGGGUGGGAGGAGAUAACAUCUGGAAAACAGUCUAUAAAGCUCCACCUGCCCACAGAGGAACCUUCACAGACUGCAGAACAAUAGCAGAAAUGUUUUUGGUGGACUGAACCCAACUGUCACCAACAUGCUCUAAUUUAGAAUUUGAUUCUGCUUGAAUUGGCCGUUGACUUUAAACCUAACAGUGUGGAAACAUUUAAAAAAAGUUGAUCGAACUCCAUAUUUGUGCCCCUGGAGUUUCAUUGCUGAAGAUCCUCUGAACAUGUUUUCUGUUUAUAGGUCUGUUUGUACCGGGUUUGUUCAAACUGAACCAGAUCAGUUAAAUCUGAAGAGAGUUUACAGUUUUUUUAGCUGAUUCCUGUUUGAUUGAAUAUUUUUUUUCACUUUGAACUGAUUCCUGUCAGUUUUAAUUGGCUCUUCCCAGAAUGAACUGAUUCCUGUCAGAACUGAUUCUUCUUAAUUUGAACAGAUUCCUGUGAGGCUGAACAGAACCGUGUGAGUUUACAGCCUGGAACUGUGUCUUUUAACGUGAAUGUAUGUGAUUAUGUGACCAUGGUUGUGAUCAUGGUUCUGCUGCAGAAGCUGUUCGGACUCUAAGAUGAACUCUCCCUUUUUGCUCUAAAGUGAAACUUGUAGCUUCACGAUGUCUUCCACUGAAUGUUACUUCAAAUAGCACAAAUUGAGUACAGAUGAGGGAUUGUCUCCUUAAAGAAUCCAAAUAAAGCACAUUCCUGUCCAACUGA
This is a messenger RNA of Fundulus heteroclitus (mummichog), 4965 nucleotides long. Its product is annotated as transmembrane protein 200A. Bases 697 to 1191 code for a protein of 164 amino acids. Lineage: Eukaryota; Metazoa; Chordata; Actinopteri; Cyprinodontiformes; Fundulidae. The transcript has 5 exons. The record is from RefSeq and is a predicted model, not a curated record.